Molecule: messenger RNA, 4379 nt
Organism: Ictalurus punctatus (channel catfish)
Lineage: Eukaryota; Metazoa; Chordata; Actinopteri; Siluriformes; Ictaluridae
Gene: poldip2
Product: polymerase (DNA-directed), delta interacting protein 2
Exons: 11
Coding region: 44-1171 (375 amino acids)
Biological process (GO): error-free translesion synthesis
Cellular component (GO): mitochondrial nucleoid; nucleus
Molecular function (GO): DNA binding
Source: RefSeq, a predicted model, not a curated record
UUUGUCAGCAGCUUGCGUUUCGGACUGAUUUCGUUAAACAAAGAUGGCGGCGUGUGUGUUACGCAGCUGGGGGAUACUGUCUACUGUUAAUAAGUUUAGUAACAAACACAUUCUGCGGGUACUCGGUGUGGAACUCAACAGCAGACACGAAGUGAACAGACGCCGCUUGCAGUGUUCCACAUGUGGUCUCCUGAAUGUACAACAAAAACGGUUCAUGUCGUCCCGUAACAGGGCAGAAGGGAAGGUGCUAGAGACUGUGGGAGUGUUUGAAGCACCAAAGCAGAACGGCAAAUAUGAAACAGGACAGUUGUUCCUGCACAGUGUGUUUGGGUACAGAGGCAUCGUCCUGUUCCCCUGGCACGCUCGACUUUACGACCGUGACGUCGCCCCUCCAGUAUCUGACAGUAAGCCAGAGACUCCAGGAGCCCAUGGGUCAAAGGAGGUGAAGGGAAAAACACACACAUACUAUCAAGUCCUCAUUGACACCAGAGACUGUCCACACAUAUCACAGAGAUCACAGACAGAAGCCGUCACGUUUCUAGCCAAUCAUGACGACAGCAGGGCUCUGUAUGCUAUUCCAGGUCUAGACUAUGUGAGCCAUGAGGAUAUUCUGCCAUAUAAUUCUACAGAUCAGGUGCCCAUUCAGCACGAGCUGUUUGAGAGGUUCCUCAUGUUCAACCCGUCUAAAGUGCCUCCAUUUGUAGCGAGAGACACACUGUGUGCAUGGCAGGAAAAGAACCAUCCGUGGCUGGAGUUGUCCGAUGUCCACAGAGAGACUACGGAGAAUAUCCGAGUGACCGUCAUCCCGUUCUACAUGGGCAUGAGGGAAGCACAGAAUUCACAUGUUUACUGGUGGCGUUACUGCAUCCGUCUAGAGAACAUGGGCAGCGAGGUGGUGCAGCUGAGAGAACGACACUGGAGGAUCUUCAGCCUGUCAGGAACGCUGGAGACAGUCAGAGGCCGAGGAGUGGUGGGCCGGGAGCCUGUAUUGUCCAAAGAGCAGCCAGCGUUCCAGUACAGCAGUCACGUCUCACUACAGGCCCCCAGCGGACACAUGUGGGGGAUGUUCACCUUCCAGAGGCCCAGUGGCAGCAUGUUCGACGUGCCUAUCCCUUCCUUCUCUCUGGCCAGCCACGGGCACAAGGACAGCCCUUACUCCUUCCUCUUCUGACCCAGACUAGUCUGCGAUACACACACCACCACAUUCUCUGUCCUGUUGUAGUUCCUGUAAUCCUGCCUGAGUGUGCACCAUUUUAUGUAUCUUGUAGUUAUCCUUCACUACAGGCCUCACUGCCUAUGCCCUCUCUGUUUUGUUUUUUUGCUUUAAAUACUGCAUUUUUUUUUUUUUUUUUUUUUUUUGGUGUGGGGUUUUUUUUUUUUUUUGUAUUUUUUUAAAUUCUCUAAUUCGACCUCUAAGACCCUUGUCAGGCGUGUAAUCCUGCUCCCUGGCAAAUACACAGGCAGUUGCUGAAUAUUUUGUUUAAAAAAAAAAAGACAGAGAAUGUGAAUAUUACUGUUGGAUAUUCAUGAUUUUUAAGGUUUAAGGUCAUAAUGUUUUGACGUUUACAAUUUUAUCCUCAUGUUCUGUCACAGGUAGCACAUUUUGAUCAUCUGUUACAGUAUGUUCUUCAUUUUUUAAUAGUUCCCAGUAAAAUUUGCCUAGCAUCGGGGUGGACAAAUCAGUAGCCCAGGCGCCUGGAACGUGCAGGUUUCAUGUCCGUGCAAUUAGUUUUUUUAUUUAUUGCCUGGCAGAAGUAGAUUCAAACAAGAAGAAAAAAAAAAAUCCCCUCCUUAUCGACAGAAAUUUUCAUUUGGGAUGUAGCUACGUUAAAGAUGUCCCACCGCCUGCUGCAACACACACAUCGGCCGAGAUUGACAGCGGAACGGUGUUUAUAAGUGCGAUUAAUUAGAGUGCACGCGUUACAGAAUGAGGAACAUGCGCGUAUGUGGAACCGCUGCUUAAACCGAGCCAAAUAAAGUGCAGCACAAAGCAUCAUAUAACUCUCCCGCUAGCGCAACAUGCAAUCAUGUCGCCAUUAAACAUCAGGAGAAAAUAAAGUCGCAUUCAAAUGUGUUUUACGUGCGAUGUAAAGUAAGAACACCACCUCUCAUAGAUGCUUUGUUAGAUGAGGAUAAUAAUCAUAAACUUGUUCGUUUCUCUUAAUGUGUAUUUAAUGCAAUUGAUUAGCAAAUUAUAUAACCACGUUGUUAUAUUAUGUUAGCUACCACUUUAGCCGAGUCAUAUGUUUCCAGUGACUGAACGGCACGUGUACUUUAAGUUGCCCAGUGGGCUAGCUGAUAAAUUUAUGAUUUGUCCACCCUUGUCGUAUACCCACACAAUGUAGUUUGCAUUGAGCUACAUCUGACUUCUUAAUGCAAUACAAGCUAUUUGGGUCUUCUGCUUUGUCCAGUGAGAUCCAUUUUGGAGGAAUGUCAGUAUUCCUGAUGUACAAUUGUUCUGGAGGAUUGAUGAUCAGAAAUGGACAGAGUCCUAUAGUCUUCGUGAAAACUGUCAGUGUUUUAAGACAAAUAUUUUGUUUUGUUUUUUUUGCAUUAUACACUGAUCAGCCAUAACAUUAAAACCACAGGUGAAGUGAAUAACAUUGAUUAUCUCGUUACAAUGGCACCUGCCAAGAAGUGGGAUAUAUUAGGCAGCAAGUGAACAGUCUGUUCUCGAAGUUGAUGUGUUGGAAGCAGGAAAAAUGUGCGCGCGUAAAGAUCUUAGCAACUUUGACAACGACUAAAUUGUGAUGGCUAGAUGACUGCAUCGAAGCAUCUCCAAAACGUCAAGUCUUGUGGGGUGAAUAUGCAGUGGUUAAUACCUAGCAAAAGUGGUCCAAGGAAGGACAACCAGUGAAGCGGCAACAGGGUCAUGCUGGCUAUGAUAUCGGUGCCAUCGUGCAUCUGUGGGAUGUGCUGGACAAUCCUCGGGCAAUCCGAUCCAUGGAGACUCCACUUUGCAAUUUACAGGAGUUUUAAAGGAUCUGCUGGUAACGUCUUGGUGCCAGAUACCACAGUACAUCUUCAGAGGUCUUGUGGAGUCCAUGCCUCGACGGGUCAGAGCUUUUUUUGGUGGCACAUUGGGGACCUAGACAAUAUUAGGCAGGUGGUUUUAAUGUUCUGGCUGAUCUGUGUAGUAUUGUGCGUUUACUGAAUGCGAGUUGAUUAUGGAACAAUAUAAACAGGAUGUGUUGAUCUAAGAUCAGUUCUUGCUGAUUCACAUCUAACGCAUUCAGUAUAUUGUAGGGACUUUUUGAUCACUUUAGGUUUGUCUCUUCCAUUGUUCUGUGCUAAACACUGUUGAGGGGGGACUGAAUUUACAGCCGAUCCUUUCGAGUUUGUUGCUUUACAGCAUUUUAACUAAUUUGCAUGAAAUGUAGAAAAUCUCAAUUCAAAGGUCACCUUUUGCUGGCCGGUGUGAAUGCAGGGCUACUCUGAGACUAUUUCAGUCUUGAUUAGAUUUUAAUCAAGCAAUAUCACACAAGCUAGAGUGUGGUAAAAACGGAAAAAUCACACAGCUGUGAUUCGGCCGUAGCUAAUAACAGCCGUCUUGAUAUUCGGUAUAACCGCAUAAUUGUAACUGCGAUAUUGCUUUUGUUUAUUAGUUAUAUAAACAAGAAACAGCAAUAAUAAUAAUAAUAAUAAUAAUAAGUCAGUAAGUAAGUAAGUCAGUAAGUGGCAUUUCACAAAACAUGGCCAAAUGUUUUGUUUAUUUCUGCGCUGCUAGAAGAAAUGUAUCCAAAAGAAGCUAGACUCACUUUAUAGCCAGUCAGCUAACUGGCUUAGCUCACACUGAUUUGUACAUUCCCGUUAAUUGUGUUUUCAGUGAAAUUCUACUUCAUCUGAUGAGAUUUCAUAACCUUUCAUAAGAUAAAACUUAUAAUCAUGAAAAAUGUAUAAUUUACCAUGUCGACUGAUGACGUUGCUAACUUUACUGUAGUAAAUGCUUGAACUGUCGUUAGAACUGAUUUUAUCUAGCGAAUGCAGAAGAGCGGAGUGAUGCACACAGUGAAAAGCCCCAGUGCAGUUAUAUCAAAUAUAAGCGCUAUUGGAACGCCGCUUGUCCAAUCAAAUUAGUGCAGUGGAAUUGGAUAACUUUUUAUACAUUCUAUACCGUGGCACUCUCGAUUCUGAUUGGUCAGGUGUUGAUUUCAUUUGAUGUAACAGCAGCUCUGACGGUAAUGCUGGUCACAAAGCACAGGUUUAUAUUAACACUCUCCUCUAUUACCUCAUUGUUUCUAUAGUAACUGCUUAAUGAAUUUUGUUGACUGUUUACUAGAUGAUGUCAUUUGGACAUAAUCAGCAUGUUAACACGAUUCAUACCGAAGACACUGUUUUUAUUUUGAAACUAAUAAAGUGUGUUUUUUUUUCAAUUUCAA